AGUUAAUACGACACUGUUUUUCACAGAGCAACAAGAAACAUUGCUUCAUACUGGCUGGCCCUCCGAAGAGUCAAAAGCAUACGAACUACUAUCCCCAUAAUCCUUUGCGAUUAAAACUCGCAGUCCGGAUGUUGACAACUCGUGCCACCUUCACACAAAAGUAAUUCAUUGCAGCGGUGGAGAUGUUACAAGGAGAAGAACGAAGCAUUUCUACUGAAAUUAUUACGGUUGGAUUUAGCGCACUCUUCGUGACUUGAUGCGUUGUCCUGCUGGUCACUGAAGGCAACACGAGAUAAGCGACAGGAAUGUAUUUAGCAGACUGAAAUAUCCAGCUACAGCUGAUGGAAAGAAGAAUAUACAUUCCCAUGAAUGGAUAUAUCGAUCUUCGUUUGCCGUCAUGCAUGCAGCCGGGCCUCUAGCUUGCGUUUUGUCCGUCCCCAGCCCUCGAGACAAUGCGCUACUCGUAGCCGGAGGCUCUUCCUUCGUCUAGCCUCCAUCUUUCCCCCCCUCUGCCCUCGCCGCUUCCAGACUUCCCUAUGUUAACCCUCUUGAGCAUGUUUUACUAUAUAUGUCUGCGGCGGCGCUCCAGGAGCGGGACUCGAGGCGAGGCACUGACCAGCCGGCGUGCCGUGGAGUCGGGCCAGCGGGCGGUGCUGCCGGUCAGCGUGGAGGUGGAGCAGUACGCCAAGGAGGUUCUGGACUUCAGCUCCCACUAUGGCAGUGAGAACAGCAUGUCCUACACCAUGUGGAACCUGGCCGGGAUCCCCAACGUUUACCCCAGCUCGGGGGACUUCACGCAGACGGCCGUAUUCAGAGCUUACGGGAAGUGGUGGGAACAGUGCGCCAGCGCUCCCUUAGCGUUCCGCCGGACCCCCGACGGCUUCCACAGUCAGGAUUACAUUGAGCUGGGCUUUGAGGAGCCCGUCUACCCCACGGCAGUGGAGGUGUUUGAGACUUAUUAUCCUGGAGCCAUCGUCCAAAUCCUGGCCUGCUCCCACAACCCGUUCUCCCAAAACCCGCCUACUGAUGUCAGGUGGGAGGUGUUGUGGUCAGGAGAGCCCACCAAAGCGCUGACCCCCCAGGCUCGACAGUUCUCCCCGAAAAUCAAGCACAUCAACUUCCCCACCAAUCUGCUCCGCCUGGAGGUCAACAGCUCCCUGCUGGACUACUACACCGAGCUGGACGCCGUUAUCCUCCGCGGGGUGAAGGAGAGGCCCAUGCUCGCACUUUAUAAGAUGCCUCUUAUCGACAUAAGCGACUUGAGCGACAGCGAGGAGGAGAUGUCUGACGUCGGCGGUCCUUUCAAACCAGGAGGAGACGGCAAGCAGCAGAGGACGGCCAACGGCUACUUUGACAAACUGCCAUAUGAGCUCAUCCAGCUGAUUCUGAGCCACCUGACCCUGCCUGACCUCUGCCGUCUGGCCCAGACCUGCAAGCUGCUGCACCAGCACUGCUGCGACCCGCUGCAGUACACCCAGCUGAGCCUGCAGCCGUACUGGGCCCGGCUGAGUGACGCCUCCCUGGGACACCUGCAGAGCCGCUGCACCCUCCUCCAGAGGCUCAACCUGUCCUGGACGGGCAGCCGCGGCGCUCUCACCCUGACGGGCUUCAGCAGUUUCUUGAAGGCCCGCGGUCUCAGCCUGGUGUGCCUGGAGUUGUCGUGUUGUCACUUCCUGAAUGAGCCGUGUCUCGAGGUCAUUGCCCAGGCCUGCCCCAAACUGCAGGAGCUCAACUUGUCGUCGUGCGACCGCCUCCACCCGCAGGCCUUCACGCACAUCUCCAAACUCUCACUCCUCCGCCGGCUGGUGCUGUACCGCACCAAGAUAGAGCAAACAGCCCUCCUCAGCAUCCUGACCUUCUGCCCUGAGAUCAGACAUCUCAACCUGGGGAGUUGUGUGAGGGUAGAGGACUAUGACGUGGUUGCCAGCAUGCUGGCCACUCGUUGCCGCUCCCUGUGCUCUCUGGACCUGUGGCGCUGCAGGAACCUGACGGACCGCGGCCUGGCCGAGCUCGUUACCGGCUGCAGGACGUUGGAGGAGUUGGACCUGGGCUGGUGUCCCACCCUGCAGAGCAGCACCGGCUGCUUCCAGCAGCUCGCCCGCGGCCUGCCCCGACUGAGGAAGCUCUUCCUCACCGCCAACCGCACCGUCUGCGACUCGGACAUAGAGGAGCUGGCGGCGUGCUGCCCGGCGCUGCAGCACCUCGACAUACUGGGAACACGGUUGGUGAGCGCCGCGUCCCUCAAGAAGCUCCUCCAGUCGUGUCCUCAGCUUGUCCUGCUGGACGUCUCCUUCUGCUCCCAGGUGGACACCCGGGCGGUCCAGGAACUCUCUAGCCUCUUCCCCGGCGUGGCCAUCAAGAAAAGUUUUACUCAGUGACCCCCACGCCGGCCGAGAGGCGCCACGAGAGGUUCACCAGCGGGUUCUGGCUCCGCGACGGGUCCGAGUCACGCCGAACGCCGGGAGGAGCUCACGUUCCUCGUUGGGGUCGGACGUCGUCCGGGAGAUUCUUGGGACUUUGACUGAACGGACAAGCAGCCGGCCUUCAGACUGUACGACAUGAAAACCUUCCUUGUGAUUUGGCGCCCCGCUCCGAAUCAGGGUUGUUGAGCUCUUCUCUUAAUCUGACACUCAACGUCUAGUGUUUUUUUCUUUCCUUUUUGUGUUGCCAAACACUAAAAGAGCGAGAAACUCGGAGCGACGAGCGCCACGCGAAGGAAGCGACAUCCGUGCAUCGUGCUGCUUACUUAGGUGAACAAAACCUGUUAAAAAUAACUUUUUUCUUUUAUUUCAAUCACAGUAACACAACCCAGGUGUUUCUUUUUAGUGCCUUGUCAGAAUGAUCGUGUGAAAAUGUCCCCAGUUUCACAGCGUUACCACUCCUGGUUGCUGCCAUGGUUUUCAGAAUAAUUGUGUUUUAAGGAGUUUUUUGUUUUGUUUUCUGCAAACAAAAAAAAAAGAACAGCAUAAUUUAUGUUCAUUUGUGAAAUAAAAGAGAAAAAUUUUGAGCUCCUCAAAAAAGCACCUUGUUUCUUGUAUUUAGAAACAAACUUAGGCAACAGUUUGUUAGUUUAUUUAUUGCUUAUGCUGCUUUUUUCCUUUUAUAAAAAAAAAAAAUUCAUGUAAUUUACUGAAAAUCAACUUAGAAUUUUAUUAUCAAGUACUUGCACUUACCUCUUCUUCAUUUGGACCACAGCGGGAUGUUAUUGACCUUUUAGUUAAACCCUAGCAGGAGGCAAAAUAAUAA
Molecule: messenger RNA, 3246 nt
Organism: Gambusia affinis (western mosquitofish)
Lineage: Eukaryota; Metazoa; Chordata; Actinopteri; Cyprinodontiformes; Poeciliidae
Gene: fbxl4
Product: F-box and leucine-rich repeat protein 4
Exons: 12
Coding region: 537-2378 (613 amino acids)
Biological process (GO): SCF-dependent proteasomal ubiquitin-dependent protein catabolic process
Cellular component (GO): SCF ubiquitin ligase complex
Molecular function (GO): protein binding
Source: RefSeq, a predicted model, not a curated record